AUGGCAAUCCUAAUUUCAUAUAAGAGUAAUUCUUAUUCGAAGUAUCCAAUUUAAAAUAUUAAUUUGAAAGCUGUUCUCAAUAGAAUUGUUAAAUUAUGCAACUCAAAAUAAAACUUGGAAUUUAGAAAUUGUAUUAAAGAAUAAAAAUAAUUCAGAAAGGAUUUUGUAAAUAAGUUGAAUGACUAUUUUAAUAAUUAACAAUAGGUAUUCAAUAAUAAUCAAUAUAUUAGUAACUUUAUGAAAGGAUUAAAUAGAAAUGCAUAAACAAAGAUAAUGAAGAAUUAAUUGAAUGUUUAUUGGAUUAAAAUAUUAAUUAAAAUGAAAUACAAAACAAAAUGUAAGAAUUCAAAGAAUGGAGAAGAAAAAUCGUUAAAACUUUGAUCUGA
Paramecium pentaurelia is the source of this 386-nucleotide messenger RNA. The record is from the annotation of a GenBank genome assembly. NCBI's taxonomy places the organism in Eukaryota, Ciliophora, Oligohymenophorea, Peniculida, Parameciidae.